GCAAACCAACCUCUCUCUAAUAUUUUCCUCCUCUUCACUUAUUACCCACUGAACUCUCUCUCUCUCUCUCUCAGUUGAAUGAAUGCAUCCCUCUUGACUAGUGGUCUCUUUUCUUCUCUCUCUCUCUCUCCCUCUCUCUUUUGAAACAGUGCUCACUUCAGUUUCUUGCCCUUUCCCAGGUCAGAAAGGAAGAUCAGAAAAGAAAUCUGUUGUUGAUGAUCUGAUCUUUCUCUCCCUCACACUCACACAAUCUGCAGUCUUUCAAGUUUAGCAGCACAUAAUCUCUUCUCCCAUACCCAAAAAAGAAGGCUGCUGCUGAUGCUGCUUUUGCCGAUGAUGAUGAUGACGAAGAAUAUGAUGGGCUGAAGUGAAGGGAAGGAUCUUCUUCUUCUUUUAGCAAAUCUUCCCUCUGAUCUCUUCUUCACAUUUUGCUCACUUCAGACACCAAUCAGCUCUCUCUUCAGUCUUCCCCACUUUCCUUAUCAAAAUAUAUUAGUUUUUUAUGCGAUAGUUUUUUUUUUCUUUGUAUUAAGAGCCCCAUGCAAGAAAAAUCCAUCUUCUCCUUUGUCCAGCUGCUCCUCAUCAUCAUCAUCAUCAUGUUAUUCCUAGUCGCUUAUUGAUUAUUAUAAUUCUAUUGCCCACCUGAAGAAAAUCAUAAAACAAUUUAUUAAUUUGAAAUCCCUUUCACCUUUUUUCCUCCUUAAAGUGGAAGAAGAAUUUGCAAUCUCUCUCUCUGUCUCUCUCUCUCUCUCUCUCUCUCUCUCUUUCAAGCUUGUUUGUUAUAUAUAAGGAAAGCAACUCCCACACCCUUCCCCUUCCUCUUCCUCUCCUCUCACUCCCAAGCCCCCUGAUUUGGUGGUCUUGACCUCAUGGCAAUCAAGUAGAAACCCUAGAACAUCUUGGCACAGCAGAUCUUGUCGGAAACCGGUGUAGUCUCACAUUUUUCCCGGGUUCUUCUGGGGAGAAGAGGAAAUCUUUUCCAGAUGGAACUGGUUCCGGGGUCAAACAACCCCGGCAGCUAUGAGUCGGUGAACCCGAUGAUGUCCCCGUCGAGUAAUGCCAUUGGCAGCAGCAUCGCCCCCGGGGGAUCCUCCUCUGCCACGUCGUCGUCUUCCUCCCCUACGGCCCCGAGCCGGUAUGAGAACCAGAAGAGGAGAGACUGGAACACCUUCUGCCAGUACCUGAGGAACCACCGCCCCCCGCUGUCGCUCGGCAUGUGCAGCGGGGCCCAUGUGCUGGAGUUCCUGCGAUAUCUCGACCAGUUCGGGAAGACCAAGGUUCAUAACCAGUCAUGCCCUUUCUUCGGACUUCCCAACCCGCCCGCCCCGUGCCCUUGCCCGCUCCGCCAGGCUUGGGGUAGCCUCGAUGCCCUCAUCGGCCGGCUCCGAGCUGCCUUCGAGGAGCAUGGGGGCAAGCCCGAGGCCAACCCGUUUGGUGCCAGAGCCGUGCGGCUCUACCUCAGGGAAGUCCGCGACUUCCAGGCCAAGGCUAGAGGAGUCAGCUACGAGAAGAAGCGGAAGCGUCCAAAGCAGAAGGGACCAUUGCCUGCUCCAGGUGCAAACUGAAUGAGGGAUGUGAGACCCCAUAUGGGCUCCACAGCAUCCAAUGGCUGACAUAAACUCUGAAGAAGUUCUCAAGAUCUGAUAGUCGGUAUUUAACCGUCCAUGACCGAUCUGAAGGAGGGAUUUCGAAUCUCCCUAUCUGCUUCAAGCUGAGUAUGGUACUUUUGUCUCAAUUUGCUGUUAAUUUUCCUACUAUAAGAUAUAGAUGGGUUUUAUUAUCUGCUGAUGAUGAACUUGUAAUAGUUCUGAGAUGAUCUGCUUAAUUAAUAUUUUUGCUUUUUAUAUUCUAA
This is a messenger RNA of Punica granatum (pomegranate), 1852 nucleotides long. Lineage: Eukaryota; Viridiplantae; Streptophyta; Magnoliopsida; Myrtales; Lythraceae. The record is from RefSeq and is a predicted model, not a curated record.